Penicillium alfredii is the source of this 1623-nucleotide messenger RNA. Its product is annotated as bifunctional fructose-2,6-bisphosphate 2-phosphatase/6-phosphofructo-2-kinase. Gene Ontology annotation, cellular component: cytosol. Gene Ontology annotation, molecular function: 6-phosphofructo-2-kinase activity; fructose-2,6-bisphosphate 2-phosphatase activity; ATP binding. The record is from RefSeq and is a predicted model, not a curated record. Gene Ontology annotation, biological process: fructose 2,6-bisphosphate metabolic process; fructose metabolic process. NCBI's taxonomy places the organism in Eukaryota, Fungi, Ascomycota, Eurotiomycetes, Eurotiales, Aspergillaceae. The coding region runs from base 1 to 1623 and encodes 540 amino acids. The transcript is spliced from 11 exons.
AUGGAUACGUUACUCACCGCUGAGAUCGUGGCUAACUCACCACAAUUUCGACGGAAAUCCUCGAUCUUUGUCGACGCCAUUCAUGACUUGCCUGAAAAAGCCGAUCUAGCCCCGGCCCAACUCUACAGUACCGAAUCUGGUCGGCUGUUUCAUUCGGGCCGAAUUGUAAUCAUCACUGUUGGUUUGCCCGCCAGAGGGAAGACACAUAUCUCUGUGGCUCUCGCACGAUAUCUUCGCUGGCUGGGUGUCAAAACCAGAAUUUUCCACCUGGGUGACUACCGCCGGGCCACGAUUCCAUUUGGAGAGGACAUGCCCGAUGAUUAUUUUUACGUCAAUGCAUCUGCAUCGUCCGUUCUUCUCCGCCAAAAGAUUGUGAGAAAAUGCCGAGAAGACAUUUACCACUUCUUGAACCAUGAAAAUGGGCAGAUCGCGAUUUAUGAUGCCGUCAAUCCGCUCGCCUCAGGUCGGCGUUCGCUUGCGAAGGAGUUUGCGAAGCAUGAUAUCGAGACACUCUUCAUCGAAUCCUGGUGUGAUGAUGAACGCAUCAUUGAGGAAAACGUCCGCAGGGUUAAGAUAUCCUCCCCUGACUACGUUGGCUGGAGCCCGGAAGAUGCCGUGAAGCAUUAUUUGACACGCAUCUCCUCCCGGAUCCCCCAAUUUUCCACCAUGGAGGAAAAGGACUUGAAUUACAUCAAGAUGAUCAAUGCCGGUGAGCGACUCAUUGUCAACAAUCGAAGCUUUGGAUAUCUCUCCAACCGCAUUGUGUUUUACCUCUUGAAUCUCCAUAUCAAAUCGAGACGCACCUACUUCGCUCGGGCUGGCGUCUCGUUGGAAGCGGACUCUUACAAGGCCGAUGCUUCUCUCUCUGAACAAGGAGAAGACUACGCCAAGAAAAUGACUGAUUGCUUGCUAGCCCAUCGAGAAACGGAGAAGCAAGCGUUGUUUGACCGCGGAGAAACAGCAUAUGAGUUGAGACCUCUCAAAGUCUGGACAUCCACUCGACGGAGAACCGUGGAGACUGCCAAAUACCUGUAUGAUCGAGGCUACAAGGUUCGGCAGCGGUCUCAGAUGAGUCAAUUAAAUCCCGGAGUCUGCGAGAAAAUGGCAGAAAACCAUAUCAGAGCAGAAUAUGGCGAUGAGGUCUCAAAGCAUGAGCUGGACCCUUAUCAUCAUCGGUACCCCCGUGCAGAGUCAUACCACGAUCUCGCCGUCCGCCUCGAACCAAUCAUCCUUGAGCUGGAAAGAGAGCAGAAUGAUCUGCUCAUCAUUGCGCAUGAGAGCGUAUUGAGGGUUCUGUAUGGGUAUCUCAUGGCCUGUAAUGCCGCAGACAUCCCAUUCUUAGAGUUCCCCCGGGACGAGAUCAUCGAGAUUAUCCCCGAAAGCUAUCAAAACGAGGCACGAAGAAUCCACAUUCCUGACCUCCCCGAAGAAAUCAUUCCCGCUUCCCCCGAAGAUUUGAAGAUCCCGGUACCCCCAAGCGGAGUAGUAUCUCCGAUGCAAGGAUUGGGCAGCCCGAAGGAAGGCCUCGCCACACCCCAGAGUGGGUUGCGAACUCCCAGUGGGCUUCGAACCCCUCGCGAGCCCGAGAGGAUCACCCAACAGCAUGUGGAAGAUGUCGUCUAG